AUGAAUGCUACUUAUUCAGAGCUUAAUAUUUUCGGAGGUGGGCUGAUCAAUCUACGUGCUUUAUUAAGCGCCUAUCAGGACAUCGACUAUGAAGGUUUCAAGUGGUUUCUGGACACCUUUCUCGAAGUAUCCACGCCUGAUGAACUAUCAAGACAUUUGUUUCUCUCGUUCGUACGCCGUGACAAGCGGCCAGCGUUACGCGAAAUGGCGGCCGCGAGCUCCACUGCCGCCUGCGCUGCUGUCACCGCACAUGGCGAUCAUCAGGGAAAGUUAAGUCUAGCUUCGAAGAUCCAUGGUCUGGCAGAAAGAUUGCAGCAGCUAGGCAAAAGCUCCAGUGACUCUGUGGAUGGAGAUAAGGGGUCUAGGAGUAGAACUGGCAGCGUUCACCCAAUGUUCUCAGUAACAACCCAUCCGUCCUACUCCGCUCACGAACUGGGCGUCGGCAGGAAUGAGACCAGUCCUUCUCAUAGUCAGAUGUCCAGGAACUCCAGCAGGAAGAGCAGCAACUCGCUACGAGUCAACCAGUCUACUAAGAUCGAAGACUUUAAGCUCCUAAUGCGUCGGUCAUCGACUGUGGAAGUUCACACCGCUCGGGUUUCACUUAAGGAUAUCGUGUGUUACUUAUCCUUGCUGGAAGCUGGUAGGCCUGAAGAUAAACUGGAAUUCAUGUUUCGCCUAUACGACACGGACGGCAACGGUGUAUUGGACACAAAUGAAAUGGACUGCAUCGUGAACCAAAUGAUGACGGUCGCCGAGUACCUUGGUUGGGAGACAUCUGAAUUACGACCCAUUCUCCAAGACAUGAUGGUAGAAAUUGACUAUGAUGCCGAUGGCACUGUCUCUCUUGAUGAGUGGAAACGCGGAGGAAUGACUACAAUCCCGCUACUAGUACUCCUCGGUUUGGACACGAAUGUCAAAGAGGAUGGAGAACACGCGUGGAGGCUUAAGCAUUUCAAUCGCCCUGCUUAUUGUAAUCUGUGUUUGAACCUCCUGGUAGGGCUUGGAAAGAAAGGGCUGUGUUGUAUUUUUUGUAAAUUCACCGUCCACGAGCGUUGCGUUCAGCGUGCGCCUGCGUCGUGUAUCGCAACGUAUUGUAAAGCGAGACGAGCGCCCUCUACGCUCGCGCAUCACUGGAUUGAAGGAAAUUGUCACGGAAAAUGUGCGCGUUGCCGGAAAAAGAUUAAAGGCUACAAUGGCAUUACUGGACUCCACUGUCGCUGGUGUCACAUUACUCUCCACAAUCGCUGUGUGGGCAGUGCUGGUGGAGCGUGUACCCUGGGUCGUCACGCGAAACACAUCCUUCCCCCCACCGCCAUACGACCCUUGGUCUUGGAUCGACAGCGCUCUUUGCCUCAUAAGCCGCAGCCGGAACAGCAAACUCUUCCUAUCUCCAUCUCCCUGCCGAUCUCAAUCUCCGCGGGGGCAGAGGAGAAGAUAGAGCAAAAGAAGGAGCACCGAGCUCCACCGAUCUCCUUCCAGAUAACACCUCCAGAGGGAACUUGUCCCCUUCUCGUAUUCAUCAACCCCAAAAGUGGGGGGAGACAAGGAUCUAGAGUGCUGAGAAAGCUCCAGUACAUCUUGAACCCGCGUCAGGUUCAUGAUAUUGCCAAGGGUGGUCCUAUGCAAGGCCUACAAAUGUUCAAAGAUGUCAAGAACUAUAGAGUCAUAUGUUGUGGUGGUGAUGGUACUGUCGGCUGGGUUUUGGAAACUAUGGACAAGAUUGAAAUGGAGAUGCAACCCGCAGUCGGGGUAAUACCACUAGGCACUGGCAACGAUCUGGCUCGUUGUUUGCGGUGGGGUGGGGGAUACGAAGGCGAAUCAAUACACAAGAUAUUGGAUAAAAUAGCUCGGGCAAGCACCAUCAUGAUGGACCGGUGGCAGAUACAUGUCGAGAAUAUGACGCAUGACUGCGAAUUGGUGCAAAUGCCUGACUCCGCGCCCCAUCCCACUUCAGUGCCAUAUAACAUCAUUAAUAAUUACUUUUCUAUUGGAGUAGACGCAGCAAUUUGCGUAAAGUUCCACACGGAGCGUGAAAGGAAUCCCGACAAGUUCAGUUCUCGGAUGAAAAAUAAAUUGUGGUACUUUGAGUUUGCGACGUCUGAGCAAUUCGCCGCCAGCUGCAAGAAUUUACACGAGAAUAUAGAUAUCGUUUGUGACGGGUCAUCACUGGAACUAAACAAGGGACCGGCAUUGCAAGGUGUGGCAUUACUAAAUAUCCCGUACGCACACGGUGGCUCAAAUCUAUGGGGCGCCAGUGGGGCUCAUAGGAGAGGGCGAUUUCCUAAUGCGCAACAAGAUAUUGGCGAUAAGCUUAUUGAAGUUAUAGGAUUAGAAAACUGUCUGCAUAUGGGACAAGUGCGGACGGGUCUUCGUGCAUCUGGUCGUCGAUUAGCGCAAUGCAGCUCCAUCACCAUCACCACGAAGAAGACCUUCCCCAUGCAGAUUGAUGGAGAACCUUGGAUGCAGACUCCUAGCAAGAUAACUAUAACACACAAGAACCAAGUUCCUAUGCUGAUGGGACCAGCUCCGGAGAAGGGCAGGGGAUUCUUCAAACUGUUCACGCAUUGUUAA
Messenger RNA from Pieris macdunnoughi, 2571 nucleotides. The record is from the annotation of a GenBank genome assembly. Lineage: Eukaryota; Metazoa; Arthropoda; Insecta; Lepidoptera; Pieridae.